AACCAUAGAAGAAUUUUGUAUGUUCAGACAUGCCACCUACAUCCGCAUGCGCUUUAUUCCAAAAAAUCAUCAGCCAUAUUGGUGUGUUGUAUCGCUGUUCUCAAUUAUUUCAAAGAUCACAAAGCAAAUAAUUCGUCAUGACGGAUUCUAUGAAGUUUGGUCCUGAAUGGUUGCGCAAUCUCUCAGGAGAAAAUUCUAAUAGUAGUGGUACUAGUGGAAGUACUUCAACUUUAAGUACUCCUCGAUAUCAAUUAGCGGAGCAUAGAUAUGGACGAGAAGAGAUGUUGGCUUUGUUUGACCGUAAUUAUAAGCCACCUGAACCAUUGAUAACAUUUUCAACAUUAUAUGUUGAAAAAACUCAACUUCCACUAGCUCUUAUACAGAUGACAGAAGAUGAAACACGUAUGUGGAAUGGAGGCGUGACUAAUAUUGGAGGCCGUGGAAGAGGUGGAAGUGUAGAUCGUGGAGGGAGAAGUAGAAAUGGAAGAGGCAGUUUGUAUUCUUCUCAUUAUUCUAGAGCAGUUGGUUUUGAGGAUUCGGGUGAAAUAAUUCGCAUUGAUUCAGGCCAGUCUUUUCAAGGAAGAAGUCGACCAUUUGAUAGAUCUCAAAGUGAACGAGGUUGGUCAGAAAGAAAUGGAUCUUCUGAUCCAAUUGAAUGGAAUGGUUCUACUAGUCCUAGAAAAGAAUUAUCUCGUGGGACUAGUGGAAGUUCUCUUAUGGAAAGCAAUUGGCGAAGACAUCGAAAUGGCGGAGAAGAUGAUGAUGGUUGGCGUAAGUGGGGUAGAAACAGUUGGCGUGAAGGGGGCAGUAUAGAUAGGGACAGACUGGAUAGAAAUGAAGGUGAUGGUGAAGAAAGUCGAAGUGGUACUGGUGGUGGAAGAUGGGAAUUCCGUGGAAGUCACAGGUCUCACGAAACAAAUCAUAUUCCUCCACCUCGUACUGCGCGUACGUGGGAAUCUAAUCAUCAUGAUAAUCAUGACAAUCUUCCAGAAUGGGCGACUGAAAACCCUAGUGAAAGUGGUGGACGAUUUGAUGCUUCAGGGGCAUUUCAUGGGGGAAUGUAUUCAGAUGAUGAUGAUGAAGGAAUUAUUAGCGUACGUAAUUCUCAAGAGUUAAGGACUCGACGUGUCUCUGAAGGAAAUGCUUCCAUUACAUCGAAAUCUAUUAACAAAUCUGUGCCAUAUGGCACAGGCCAAGGACAAGUAGAAAAUCGCCAUCAUACAAAUGAUUCUACUGGUACAAAGCAUAGGGAAAAACCAAAAUCUGUUCGUCUACAGGAAGAAAAAGAUAACGCUACAGAAAGAGACGUUAGUAAUUCUCCAAGUAAAGUAGUACUUUCAACAUCUAGCAAUACUUCAGCAAAAAGCUUAUCAUCUACAUCUUCGUCUGCUUCUCUUACUAUGACACAUGUAAAUACAAAUAAUACUGAAAAUGAUAAAACUCAACCAAAUGAUGCAGAUAAUAAAUGUUCAAAUGUGAUACAUGACAGAGGAACUGUAGAACCAGAAGUUAAUAAGGAUAUAGUGGUGUCUACUGUGAAUAGACAAGUAUCCGUACAAACCGAAUCACAAAAGGUUACACAUGAUUCAGUAAUAGAUAAUGUGAAGAAAUCUGAAGAUGAUCUAGAUAGAAUGAAGGAAGAAGCUGAUGCUUUAGUGGCCAAAUUGAUGGCUGAUGAAGAAAGCCAUAGAGAGAAAGCUGCAACUAUUUCCCCAUCUAUCAACAAUCAACAAACAACUUCGAAUGUACAAGAAAAAUGGUUUUAUCGUGAUCCACAAGGUGAAGUACAAGGUCCAUUUUUGGCAAGUGAAAUGGCUGAAUGGUGUAAGGCUGGAUACUUUACUGCGGGGUUAAUGGUAAGAAGGACUUGUGAUGAGAGAUAUACUACUUUAGGGGAGUUAAUGAAAAUUUGUGGAAGAGUGCCAUUUAUUCCAGGGCCAUCCAUUCCUCCCUUAAAGUUAUCCGAACCAGUAAUACCUUCUGUUCCUAGUACAGUACCUGCAGGUAUAACUGCUACUGCUUUACCAAAGUCUGGAAUAGAAGAUCCUUUACUUUUACUUCAGUAUCAACAUAUGCGUUUAUUACAAAAUCAACAAAUAUUGUUAAGACAAAUGAGAACAUCAGCUAUAGCUAAACUUUCUCAAUCUGAACAUUGGGCAACUUUAAGCCCUAUCGAACAAAACCAGUUAAUACUCCAAUAUGUUAUUCAGGAUUCUGAAAUACCAGAUAUGCCAAUUUCUACAAAUCCAUUUGUGCCUCAUCUUACACCAUCACCGUCAAAUCCUGUUAUGCAGUUAUUCAAUCAAAUGCAACAGGCAAAGGUACAACCCGAACCUCAUCUACCAUCUAGUUCACAAACCAACACUGCAGGACACCCUGGUCAGAUUGAUCCUAUACAGCAACUCAUUCAACAAAUGGGUGGUAUCCAAAAUGUACCUACAAUUUCACAAUCAAAUUUAAAUUCUGCUUCAUCUCAAGAAGAUAAUCCUAUAAAAUCAUUGCUACGGCAGCUUAAUGUUAAUGCAACAGGACAUCCACAAACAUCUCAUAUCGAUACUGUUUGGCCACAUUCACCUCCACAGAUAACUCCACAAUUUAAUGCUCAGAAUUGGUUAACACAGGUGGGACCUAUACCUGCAGUACCACCUGGACAAUUACCUACUACACUUUGGAAUUUGCAUACUAAAGAAAUAAAAACGGAACAACAAAUACUAGAAGAACAGAAUCUUAAAUUGCAAGAACAAAGAAAGAAAGAAGAAUUAAGAAAACAAGAAGAAUUACAAAGACAAGCUGAAGAGGAGAAAGCUAAAAGAAAGCAGGAAGAAGAACAAGUUAGACAAGCGGAAGAGGCAAAACGAAAAGAAGAAGAAAGAAAAAAAAAGGAAGAAGAUAAGAAACGGAAAGAAGAAGAAAAACGGAAACAGGAAGAAGAACAAAAAAAAAAGGAAGAGAAAAAACGUAAAGAAGAAGAAAAGAAAAAAAGAGAGGAAGAAAAACGAAAACAGGAAGAGGAAAAUAUUAAGAGGAAGCAGGAAGAAGAAAAAAGAAAACGGGAAGAAAUUAAAAAACAAGAAGAAAAACAUAAGAAAGAAGAAGAGAAAAAGAAAAAAUUAGAAGAGGAACAAAGAAAACAGGAAGAAGAAAGAAUCAAAAAAGAAACAGAAGCACGCAAGCUGCUCGAAGCUGAAGAACAGGCACGACGUACUGAACAAAGACGUCGAGAAGCGGAAGCUCUUCGUAAACUUCAAGAAAGAAGUAAAGCACCAUGGGCUCAAGCACCUUGUACACCUGCUCCUACAACUCAUGCUUCACUUGCAGAAAUUCAGAGGCUAGAACGAGAGAAAAAAGCUGAGGAGCAACGAUACCAACAAUUAAUGCAACAACAAUUAGCACAACAAAAAGCUGUAGAGGCAGUGCAAGAAGCAGCAGUAACAGAUUCAUCCAAACGGUUACAGUUUAAGUGGGCAGAAAAAGCCACAUCUUCUAAUAAAGUUCUUCAAGUAAAAAGUCUUACGCAAAUUCAACAAGAAGAGCAGGAACGCAUUGCUAAGCAACAAGAAAAAGAAAGACAUGAAAAAGUAGUACAAAAAGAGUCGGCUAAUGUUCUUCCUAAUGCCGGUAUAUGGGGCACAGCAUCACAAUGUCUGAAUUGGACUAAUUCUAGCUCAUCCAGUAACAAUCAAGCUUGGUCUACUAAUAGUAGUACUAGCGGUUUUUGGGAUGAUCCUACAACUAUGAGAUCAUCUCUUACUACCAAACAGACAACAAAACCAGUAGCAACAAAAUCUACUUCUAAUCAACAGCCUCAACAACAGAAUAAUAAAUCAACUAAAAAUAAAGUAAAAAAAGAAGAGGAACUAGUAAAAAAAUUAUUCGAACAAAAUACUGCCAAGCUUGACGACUUUACACAAUGGUGCUACAAGGCUUUGAGUGUUAUACAAACUUCUGUUCACAUCCCUACAUUUGUUGUUUUCUUACGGGAUCUUGAAUCACCAUAUGAAGUAAAAGAAUAUGUACGUGUAUAUCUUGGCGAUAGUAAACAAUGCACGGAAUUUGCAAAGCAAUUUUUAGAAAAAAGAAGUAAAUGGCGUUCAGCACAGAGACCUCAAGCGCAGGUAGAUAAUUUGUGUAAACCUGCACCAGCUGUAAAUCCGAAUGCUCCCACUGAAUUUCAGGAAGUUAAGGGAAAAUCUAAGAAACCCAAGAAAGGAAAAAUGUUUAAAGUGGACAAUAGGAUCCUUGGGUUUAGUGUAACUGCAGCACCUGAUCGUAUAAAUGUUGGAGAUCGCGACUACGGAGAAGAUGUUUAAGAGCAUUUCUUGCUAUUAAAAUUGAGGAAAUUGUGCAGUGCUCAAUUCAUCAAACGGUUCGUUAUUUAUUGUAGAUCAUACAAAAGGUUCGAAAGAUUCCAUUGUGAGUAUAAUCAAUUUAUAAAGCAUAACCAAUUUUUCUGUAAAGAUAAUAUCUACUAGAACCGAUUUUAAUUCAUUUUAUUCUAUAAUGGGAACCUUUGAACCUGUAUGGCGUAGCAUUAUUAUUUCUUUAUUCGAUUGAAGCUAGAUUGUGUAUCUAAUUAUACCCAUUGUAUAUACUGUUUAAUAACAAUUUAUUAAAUAAUUUGAAAAUGUUUUGCUUUAGAUAUGCGACAUCUAACAUUGAAAAAAUUUUAUAAAAUUUCAUCAUCAUCAUUUUAGUACAUAGACGAAAUACAAAGAAUUUAUGUCAAUCGAUAACUUGUAUACAUAGAAACAUCGCAGUCGAUAGCAAUAUGUGCUUGUAAAGGUAUUAAACGAUAAAUUUAACAUUGUUAAAAUUUAUUUAAAAUCAUGGAAAUAUAUAUAUAUACACACAUACACAUACCCCUCCCCACAUACACAUACACACGCACACACACACACAUAUAUCAUUUUUGUACAGAGCACAUCAUAAUGUGCAUCAGUGUUAAGCAAUCGAGCAUGUCGUAUAUAUGAAUCCUAUGGAUUUCUUACUUUCUAGAAAAUGUCAUAAAAAUUCUGCUUUACAUUAUAUUUCAUAAACCGUUUAAAAAAAAAACAGUAAGUCGCACUUUUUCUGCAGUAAAGAAAUUUUUCGUAUGGUAAUAGAUAUAAUUAUACUAUCGUAAGAAAAUGUUACAUGUAAUAUUAUAUUGUUUCUAAAUAAUAAAUGAAUGAAAAAAAAAGUUGCAAGCAAGAUUGCUCUUGCUGUGCUUCGCAUACUAACCUGUACAAUAGUAACUUAUGUUUAUAAAUAUGGCAGUGUUUUCUU
Molecule: messenger RNA, 5265 nt
Organism: Vespa mandarinia (Asian giant hornet)
Lineage: Eukaryota; Metazoa; Arthropoda; Insecta; Hymenoptera; Vespidae
Product: GIGYF family protein Gyf
Cellular component (GO): cytosol
Molecular function (GO): protein binding
Source: RefSeq, a predicted model, not a curated record